UCAUCUUGCCGGAGUCUUCACUGUGAUUACAAUGCAUCUGAAAGUGAUGACUUGGAGAGAACAGAAUGCCCCAACUUAGGAAAAAACAAGUUAGAAUGAGAUUGAGUCUUUCCAGAAACUGUGAAGAAUAAAGGUCUUCUUUGGUAAAUGACUUAGGAGUCAGAAAAGGCUGGACGCUGACUGAGAUGUGCUGAAAACGGAGAAAGGGACGCGCGAGCUUUACGGUAACAGGUGGACCAGUUUAUCUCUUUUUAGCCUUUGUGUCAGUUUUUUAACAUCGUUUUAGCAGCUCUCUGCAGCUGUGGAGGAAUGUAAAAACAUGAGGUGCUCAGGUUUCAAUGUCCCGGAGGAAACACAGCAGAGAGAAAGACUUAAGAAGGAAGCUCAUGAAUUUUAAACAAAGUCACCAAACCUCCUCCAAAACUGCUCCAGAGUGAGGACAAGCUCCGAUGCAUGGACAUCAGGAUGUUUUCUGGUCAGGAUGGUCUGAAUUACAGCUUUAACCUGAGCGAUGACAUGGAGCUGGUGGACGAGCUGGAGAGCAGAGGGAGGCUCUCUCCCAACGGCUUUAUCGUGCUCUCCGUGGUGCUGGGCUUCAUCAUGACUUUUGGCUUCCUCAACAACUUCAUCGUACUGCUUUUGUUUUGCAAAUUCAAGAAGCUCCGGACGCCGGUGAACAUGAUGCUGCUGAACAUCAGCGUCAGUGACAUGCUGGUGUGUUUGUUCGGCACCACCCUCAGCUUCGCCUCCAGUAUCCGGGGGAGGUGGCUGCUGGGGCGCAACGGCUGCAGCUGGUACGGCUUCAUCAACUCCUGCUUUGGUAUUGUGUCGCUCAUCUCUCUGGUGAUCCUCUCCUACGACCGCUACAGCACUCUGACUGUUUACAACAAGCGUGGGCCAGACUACCGAAAGCCCCUGCUGGCCGUUGGUGGCUCCUGGUUGUACUCCUUGUUCUGGACGGUGCCCCCUCUGCUGGGAUGGAGCAGCUACGGCAUCGAGGGGGCGGGAACCAGCUGCUCCGUGUCCUGGACGGUCAAAACGGCCCAGUCGCAUGCUUACAUCAUCUGCCUCUUCAUUUUCUGCCUGGGUAUACCCAUCCUGGUGAUGAUCUACUGCUAUAGCAGGCUGUUAUGGGCAGUCAAACAGGUGGGUAAGAUUAGAAAAACUGCAGCGCGGAGGAGAGAGUACCACAUCCUGUUUAUGGUUCUGACCACAGCCGCCUGCUACAUGCUGUGCUGGAUGCCUUACGGCGUCGUGGCCAUGAUGGCAACAUUCGGGCCGCCAAACAUCAUCAGUCCUGUGGCCAGCGUGGUACCCUCACUCCUGGCCAAGAGCAGCACGGUCAUCAACCCUCUCAUCUACAUACUCAUGAAUAAACAGUUCUACAGGUGUUUCCUGAUUCUGUUUCACUGCAAUCGCUGGCCCGCGGAGCACGGCAACACCUCGAUGCCCUCAAAGACCACGGUGAUGCAGCUGAACCGCAGAGCCUAUAGCAACACGGUGGCCUGCACCCCCGAGGUCACAACCUGAAUAUUCUCAAUGUGACCAGACAGCAGACAGACUUGAUGAAACAGAAAUGACUAAGCUUGCCACAGUCGAGAUGUGAACUGCCAGGGAAUGUGAACUGAAGCAUGAUGCAUCGAGAAAGUAAAUGUACUUUUAUGUGUGAGUUUGUGUUUUCCUUGAGUUUUUGAUGUGUACAAACUACAAAAGUACUAAAUAUACUGAAGACAUGUCUAACAAACACUAUAUGGCCAAAGGUAAGCGACCACCUCAGCAUCAACACCUUUAGGAGAUUGGUGAGCAUCUCACUCCUAAACCGUGAUGAUUAGCUUGCUGCUACGACAGCCUCUUUUUUGGUCGGACACUGAUGUUUGUGAACUUGGCUCGCAGUUUAUGGGCUUCAAAUGUAUCCCAAAAAGUGUUUCAAAGGUUACCAUCAGGGUUAUCUGCAUCAAACUCUGAAAAACAAAGUCUUAAUUGGUCCUGCUUUGUAAGAACAGGCCUGAAUAUUCCCCAAAAAUACACGGUAUUGUAAACAAAAGGAUUUGGAUUUCCCAAAAGAAGUUUUGCACAAAAAAUGUAAAGUACACAUUUGUGGACGUCUACUUUAGGCCAUAUAGAGUGUUAACCCUUGUUUUUUAUGUCUAUAUGUACUUUAAAUAUUCAUUGUUUUAUCAAAUCCAAAUUGUUGAUAUUAAAAAGUCUGAAUGACCAUUAUUUGUAUGAACCCUACCUGUCACUGUUAUCAUCCAAGCACAUUUUCUCCUAAUCACACUGGAAUCAGGAAAACUGGAAAUUCCUCUCUAAACGCAGGAGCACAAUAACAUCGGGGACAAAAUCAUUUUAGAACAAUAGUCUUAGAAUUAAAAACGUAACCGUCAGAGAAAUCUAAAUAAAUUCCAGAAUGUAUUCUGUUUUCUUCUGCCCUCAGCCAUGUUUCCGUUCCGUUAAGUCCGUUAGUCAUUGUGCCGACUAGAGUUGUCCUUCUUCAGUGUCCUAAGUGGAUUGAUGUAUUCAUCAUUAAGCAUCCAUCUUUUCCUCCUCUUAACUCCAGCUUUUUUCCAACAAGAUCCUAUACUUAAAUUUCAACCUGUAAAUACGUAUGAUUUAUAUCUGCAUGGUAGGCAUUGUUUUUUAUUUCUGCUAUAGGGGUUCCUCUUUUGGUGUAGUUGUAUGUGUUAUGGCAUGAUUUUGUUGCAUGCUACUUUGUACAUGGAAAAUUCUGAACUGAUGACACAUCGUGCAAACUGUUAUUUACACCUGUAUUAAGACACAGGACUGACAGCUUAGGUCACACCUGUGGUCUCACUGACUGAGUAAAGGGUUUGACAGAGAGAGUGGAGGUUACAAUCAUUGAGCUUUUGUACCUUAAUGUUCAAAAAGCUCUUUAUUUUUCUCAUACUGCCUGUGCUGCAGCACCUCUUUUCCCCCUUUGUCUAAAACCAGAGCCUAGUCUGCUCUGAUUGGUUAGCUGGCCGGCUCUGUUGUGAUUGGUCAACCGCUUAGAGAUGUCCCGCCCCUUAGCCUAUCAUGUCACCAAUCAUCACCAAGAUGUGUUGGAGCCAAUAAAAGUGUGAGUGUUACAUAGGGUUGUCACUAUCUAAAAACAUAAUAGAGCCUCUUUAAAAGGGAGGGGAGCACGAAGAUCGGGAUAUGGGAUGCCAAAUGGCUCCUAUGUCACCUGCUUAUAGUUUCUCACAUCAGGAGGGGCCAGGCUGAGAUACAGUAGGACCAGUAAGUGUCAAGGUUUGCCAAAACGGCACCAUAAGCUGUGAUGUAAUGCAGGCUGACGUUUUGAUUGCAGGACGCAAUGUCAGGGAAGUAGGGUACACAAACUGCUAUAAUGGCCCUGAGUGAAACAGAUACCAGGCACAUUUGAUACAGAACAUUUGAUUUAAGCCCAUCUAGAAGCAGAUCUGAUUUGUUUGGAUGGUGACCCUCAGGGACUGUAAGGGACAGAAAGUCAUUCUAUUGUAUUUUAUUGUUUUAAUUAUUUUAUUAAAUAUUUCUGUCAAAGAAAAAACAUUGUGCUGCUUUACUUUGAAAAAAAAGAAGCUGGAGUUUCUUGUGAAAAUCGUAUGAAAACAAAACAAAAAAACUUUGAGCAAAAUGCAAUUUUCUAAUCGUGACAUGUUAAGCUCUGAUGUGCAACAUUGCUGUCAAUGGACUCUCAAUAUCAACAGCUUCAACGUGCCACAGCUGUCUGUCUUCUCUGUGAUGCUCAUAGCAACUGUUUACAUGGUUAACACUCUGACAACAAUUAAUUGAUAACAUGACAGUGUUUAUAAAACUGUGUACAACUUUGACUUUAUUUGUCUGGUGUUCAUCGUGAAAAGUCUGCAUUAUUCACUUAUUACAGAAGAUAAGCAAGAUUUAUUUUUUAUAAGAAAAAGUAGCGUAUUGUCAUUGAACGCACAUUUGUAUGAAUGUGAUAAAAACCUACAUUUAAAAUGUGACACCUCAGUCAGAUGUUUUUUUGGGGUAGAUUUCUGUUGAAAGACUUUAAAUGCCAUCAUGGCAUCUGUGCUGACAGAUUGCAGUGUCUCUCCGUCCUCAGUAAUGAUAACCAUAAUGACUGCAUUACUUCAAAAUGACACAACAAUUAUAAAUCAAUCUCUAUUCAACACAUAGCCAUGGCAGCAAGGUGGGCAAAAAUCGAUUGCCUACUUAUACAUGUCCUUUGCUGAAAAGUCUCUGAAAAUAAAUCUAGCAAUGAAGGAUGAUGCACUUAGUUUCUGUCGCUUUGUACAAAAGUUUCUGCCAAAUGAGUGUGAAAGACUGUUUCGAAUAAAGACUUCAUUUGUGACUCAGUGAUUGGUGACAUAGAAAUCAGAGUAAUUGAGAUGGUGUCAAUUUCCAUACAAAGACAGACUCAAAAAGUCAACAAGCGUGAUGGAUUUUGUUGUCUGUUUUACUUCAGGCCCCCUAACUGCUGCGUAGAAAACAGAAUCAUCUGCAGUGAGUCCAGCUUUAAACAUAAAAACAAAAGAAGAAACAAAAAGAUCCUAACAAGGAACAUGUUGGCAUUUCAGUUUCAGUAAUAAAAGGAUUUAAAUUUCAAUUGGACUUUUUCGAUGUUAAGCCCUGCUGCCUCUCACUCAAGCCAUCUAAUCAUUGACUGCCUGCAAUCAGGGACAACCAAACAGCCACGCUGUGGGCGGCCAACAGAAGCUCUGCUGCCAGGCGCUCAUAAAACGGCACAUGUUGUUGAUUCAGUCCCUACAGAUUAAAGUGUGACCCGUGUCUCCUCUGUGGUUAAGCUGUGUGAAAUCAGCUUGUGUUGUCAAUUGUUGUUUGAUAGUUCUGUGUGUUCUGUUUUGAGGCGUUCAUCACUUAUGUUUUGCCUGAAAGACUCAUGAGCUGUAGAUUCUGAUGACCU
Molecule: messenger RNA, 4882 nt
Organism: Eleginops maclovinus (Patagonian blennie)
Lineage: Eukaryota; Metazoa; Chordata; Actinopteri; Perciformes; Eleginopidae
Gene: tmtops2b
Product: teleost multiple tissue opsin 2b
Exons: 4
Coding region: 454-1530 (358 amino acids)
Biological process (GO): G protein-coupled receptor signaling pathway; visual perception; cellular response to light stimulus
Cellular component (GO): plasma membrane; photoreceptor outer segment
Molecular function (GO): G protein-coupled photoreceptor activity
Source: RefSeq, a predicted model, not a curated record